AUGGACCAGUAUCAAUCAAACAGACGGUUGUUCGGUUUCUGCGUCCUCCAAGGUCUCAUCCCCUCUGUGGUCCUGGCCACAACGCCCAAGCAAUCUGCUCUCCGCUAUCUGACUAUACCGUGUAUGAUAUGGAUUAUGUGUCAGAUGAUGUACCCUGUGUCGACUCCAGGGUUUAUACCAUCCAAUUUCCUCGGACAUGCUGUUACCUUCAUCUUCACGGCCGCCGACUAUCUGUUGAUCAAUCCUCAAGACAGACCCGACUUCGUUGACUCCAAUGGCAAAACCAAGAGCUUCUUGUCUCGUCUGGCCCAAUCAGCUCAGAUGAUAGCUUGCACGCGCGCAGUGAAUACAGCCCGACAAGCGAAAAACGUUCCGCCCAUGCCAGCGUACUACACCAAGAGAGACCCGAAGGUAAUUCCUCGAGGUCGCUUUCUGAUUCGCGAGACUGCUAUUGCUGUCUGGCAGUUUUUGGCUCUAGAUAUUAUAUCUACCAUGGCUUCAAGCAAGGGUCUAGAUCAAAAGGAGAAUGUACCAGUUUCUCCUGGACUUAAAUGGGAUCUAAGACAAUUGGUGGCGGAACGAAUUUUUCCGAGUCUUAUUAUUUGGUUUGUCGUGACUCGAAUCGGGCUCAGCUUCUAUUAUCGCGUCACAUCGAUCAUCUUUGUGGGUCUGGGAGAUUCUCCAUGGAAUUGUCCCCCAUCUUGUGGGCGGAUGGGAGAUGCAUAUACGCUGCGGGGAUUCUGGGGGAAAUUCUGGCAUCAAAUGCUGCGACUGCCUCUGACUUCGCUCAGCAACUUCCUCGCGCGUGAUGUACUCAGGCUCCCUAGACCGUCAGUUUUGGAACGUUAUACCAACGUAUUCAUUGUUUUUUUCUUCUCCGGUCUAAUGCACGCUAUAUUCGACAUUCUACGGAAUGUCUCCAUACAGGAGUCUGGGGCGAUAUCUUUCUUCCUCUCAUUCGUUGUCGGUUACAUGAUUGAAGACGGCAUUCAGGCUCUCUGGAAGCGGACGCAAGGCUCCCAGAAUACUAACGGUACACCUCCGUGGUGGCAAAAGGCUAUUGGGCUUAUUUGGGUUGGUGCGUGGCUGGGUGUCACCUCUACCUGGCUUUUUGGAACAAUGACGCAAAAGCCAAAACAUAAGAUAGUUCUGGUUCCUUUUACCUUGCUUGGUUCUGGUUUAAUUGACUUUCGUACGUUAGGUAGCAUAGUCCUUGUCAGUGGUGUUGUGUUGAAACUUAUCUUCGAGGGCGAGAUUUGA
Molecule: messenger RNA, 1260 nt
Organism: Penicillium paradoxum
Lineage: Eukaryota; Fungi; Ascomycota; Eurotiomycetes; Eurotiales; Aspergillaceae
Gene: pyr8
Product: acetyltransferase pyr8
Exons: 2
Coding region: 1-1260 (419 amino acids)
Biological process (GO): lipid metabolic process
Source: RefSeq, a predicted model, not a curated record